UGAAAACAAUACUUGAACUUGAUAAGUUAUUAAAUGCAGCUUACAUGGCAUGCUUUAUUUUAUAUUACAAAAUCAGAAUAUUAUAUUAUUAUUAAUGGGGAUGGUGAGUGUAGAUUAGGUCCUUGUCAUCCUUUUUUAACUAAUAAUAACUUGUAUCCUGUUAUUCAGAGACCUUACAAGCAUGAUAAGAUUAUGGAAAGCCUUAAUAUUACUGAAGAGAUGUUAAGCUCUAACUCAGUCACAAGACAACUUAAUGAUCAGAUAUCCCUGGCAAAAGCUUUUGUUGUAAUUGCAAAAGAAAGUAACAAUCUCCAAUUUGCUUGGGAAUUAAGUGCCCAGAUCCACAAUUCGCAGAUGCUCCUCUCAAAUGCUGCCACUAGGCGUGUUCCUUUAACAACCAGGGAAACAGAUAGGGCUAUCCAUGAUAUGGCAUUAUUGUUAUACCAGGCCCAGCAGCUCCAUUAUGAUAGUGCAAACAUGAUCAUGAGAUUCAAAGCAAAGAUUCAAGCUCUUGAGGAACAGAUGAAUUCUGUUAGUGAAAAGAGUUCAAAAUAUGGACAAAUAGCUGCUGAAGAAGUCCCAAAAAGCCUGUAUUGUCUUGGUGUCCGGUUGACAACAGAAUGGUUCAAAAACUUUAAUUUGCAAAAGAAAUUGAAGGACAAAAGGCAUGUGGAGAUGAAGCUUAAGGAUAACAAUCUUUACCACUUUUGUGUUUUCUCUGAUAACAUUCUUGCAACUUCAGUUGUGGUCAAUUCAACUGCAAUGAAUUCAAAAAACCCUAAUAUGAUUGUUUUCCACCUUGUCACUGAUGAAAUAAACUAUGCUGCAAUGAAGGCAUGGUUCACUAUGAAUGAUUUCCGUGGGGUGACAGUUGAAGUUCAGAAGUUUGAAGACUUUAGUUGGUUAAAUGCUUCAUAUGUUCCUGUGCUCAAGCAACUU
This is a messenger RNA of Cajanus cajan (pigeon pea), 939 nucleotides long. The record is from RefSeq and is a predicted model, not a curated record. NCBI's taxonomy places the organism in Eukaryota, Viridiplantae, Streptophyta, Magnoliopsida, Fabales, Fabaceae.